Messenger RNA from Guillardia theta CCMP2712, 1743 nucleotides. RefSeq lists its product as hypothetical. Lineage: Eukaryota; Cryptophyceae; Pyrenomonadales; Geminigeraceae. Gene Ontology annotation, molecular function: protein binding. The coding region runs from base 1 to 1743 and encodes 580 amino acids. The record is from RefSeq and is a predicted model, not a curated record. The transcript is spliced from 8 exons.
AUGAAGCCGUUUGCAACAGCACUUUCUCAUAUCUCAAAGAAUACUUCUGUUCAGCUCAGAGAGUGGAAAUGUCUGAUCGAGAACUUUCGGUUUGCUGUGCAGCAGAGUCAAUGGAGCAGGAGCGAUUAUCACGGCCGUCGAUAUCACAACGCGGGGAGCAGGAGCUUGGUGUCGUUUGCUUCCAGCAAGCAUGGAUACUACAAGCGCCAUCCUCGCUUCGUCCAGUCGACUCCCAUGGUGAAGAAGGUAUCCAAUGAGCGGGACACUUACUACAAGUUGAGAAUCCACACUGGGGACCUCAGGGGAGCAGGGACCAACGAGCGCGUAUACGUGCGGCUGCAUGGGGAGAAUGGAAGCUCUGAUCAGCUCCCUCUUGCUGUCGAACUGCAGAGAGCCAUGACGGUAGAGGCUAUCCUGAAAGUGCAAGGUGACCUUGGGAUCUUGGAGAGGAUGGAGGUUGGCUUCGUGAACGCGGAGGAGGCGGAGAAGAAGCAGGGGGCGGGUUGGCUGCUGGAUCGAGUGGAGGUGACGAGGAUCGACGGGGAAGGGCGACACUUCCCCAAGGCCGUCGUCUUCCCCUGCCAGCGGUGGAUCGGUCAGAGCGAGAGCGGGUCGAGGAGCGGAAAGAGUGUGCAGACCCUCUUCCCGAUGGCUACAGAGCAGUCGUAUCCCUGGAGAUGGGGAGCACAUGAGCGCCCGGUAUGGAGGAAGCAUGCGGGGUCGGGAGACCUCUCCCUUUGCACGGUGGCAGCUGCCGUACCCCAUCCUAACAAGGUCGCCAAGGGAGCUCGGGGCUACAUUACGAGGGAGUUCGGGUACGCCGGGGAGGAUGCGUUCGUCAUAGUCAACCAGGGGCCCCUGCAGCUGAUCGCGGUGGCGGACGGGGUUGCGAGCUGGUGGGAGCUGGGUAUCGAUGCCGGGGAGUACUCGAGGCUGCUGCUCUCGUGUGUGAAGGAGACCGCCCUUGAGAUCCUGCAGCAGACAAUGAUGCCCGAGGCCGGGGUGGGGACGGAGGAGAUGAUGCGUCAGGAGCCAAACAGUGAGCCCAAGUACUUGGAUCCCGUCAACCUCCUGCAGCAAGCAUGGGACAAGGUCAGGAGGACUCCGAGCGCGGCAGGGUCGUGCACGGCCUGCAUCCUGAUGCUUGAUGGGUCAACCAACACAGUGAGGGCAGCAAACUUGGGUGACUCUGGCUUCAUGAUCGUCAGGAUCAUCUCGCUGGAGAGACGCGGGCUCCCCAUCCUGAACACCAACGCCUUCAACAACGUCGUUGAAAUCGCUCCUGAGAGCGCGAACUUGCCCAUCAAGACUGCCAACUACUCGGCUUCAGGGCAGCAGAAGGUGUACGGGAGAACACCUCCUCGUCCCCGCUUCCAGCUGGGGCAUCAUCAGGGGACAGACUCACCAGAGAUUGCAGAGAAGAUAGAGCUGGAGGUGAGGGAGGGAGACUUCGUCAUCAUGGGGACAGACGGACUUUUUGACAACCUCGGAGAGGACGCGAUCGCUGCGAGGAUCCUGCAGGCUUACAACAUGAUGCGCAUCGACGGGAAAGUAGCGAGGGCAGUCUGCAGCUGGGCCUCGCAGGCUCUCCUCAACGAUGCUUUCAAUACUUCACUGUCCAAGACCGCCAUCACCCCGUUCUCCAUAGCUGCUUCCGAGGAGCUGGACCUUGCCUACAGCGGAGGGAAGAUGGAUGAUAUCAGUGUGCUCGUCGGCAUGGUAGAGCAUCAGGUUCAGGCAUAA